CCACAAUGCCCAGAUCCUGUCCCCAUUCUGUCUAUCACUGAGUCUGUAAUACAACAUCUCGACUUGUCCAAGCCAGAUCCCAGCUCCCGACUCAUGCGGGCCCAGCACCGCUCUCUCUCCCCUCCCAUCCCUUCCACGCCCAGGACCACAUCACCAGAACAAUGAGCACCGCACCAGGCUAUCCAGAGGGGUACCAGUUCGCAGAAGGACCCCUGGGCUCCAUCAUUGACGCGCGCGUGACCGACGUCUUCCAGAAAUGGGGCUUCGUCAUCAUGCGGGGCGCGUACGACAACGACGCCCAGUGGGACACUUUCAUGGGCCUCUUUCGAGCAAGCCUCCUGGACGAGCUCCACGAUUUCGAGCUGGAGGCCGAGCUGGGGCCCGAUCUCGAAAUCACCGUGAUCGAAGACCGCGCGGUCCUCGAGAACGCCCGCAAGGAUGCCGUCCGGCCUCGCUUCCUCAGGUGGGUGGACGCGCGCUCCGUCGAGCGCGACGGCGAAGGCGCGGAUGCGCCCAAUUUGGUCGAAGACCUGCCACGGUUCAAAUACUGCGUCUACGUCGAUCAGGUGUGCCUCAACAGCCUAUCUGUCUCGCCAGUUGAUGGGACGCCGGGCGCGCCGUGGUGUCUCAAGGAGGGACAAAUCAUCGUCAUCGACGCUACCGGUGCUGAAAGCUACGAGCCUUCUGCGGAAGGAGGGUACGAGCCAGUCGAAGGCAACGCAUCCUUCAACGUAGGGUGGGCGUACUUUGACAUCCAUGGUCUCACGGAGAUGUACGCGGAACUCUGCGACAACUCCGGCAACGAGAUGUGGUACGCAUCGUAUACCGGAAAUCGUCCCUACAAACAGCCAGAGUUUGAUCCCCGGUCUGGCAGACCGCUGUCAGAGGUUCCACAGGGCGUGUCGUACGGCAGACGCGUUAGGGGCAACGACGAGGUGUAAACUCCCAGGGUGCCUGAGCGCCAGGCUGGUGUUCCUGGCAUCACACGUGCAAGAGGGCUUCGCACUUGCGGCAAGAGGUCACGUCCUACAUUGCGAUUCAGGUGAUCUAGACUCUAUCCACACAAAACCUUCAUGGCCUGCUCCGCUCGGAAGCUUGAUGCGUCGGCUCGAUCGCGUCUACUUGUCCGUGUCUUGGUCGCCACUAGACUCGCCUCUGCAGUGGCCACGGGAACAAGCACUAGGCACUAUUUUGGCCUAAUUAUACAUUGAACCAGAUACCAGUGUCUUUUAGGAAACAUCAAGUCAACUCUGAAUUGAUUUCAUCUA
This is a messenger RNA of Microdochium trichocladiopsis, 1268 nucleotides long. RefSeq lists its product as uncharacterized. NCBI's taxonomy places the organism in Eukaryota, Fungi, Ascomycota, Sordariomycetes, Xylariales, Microdochiaceae. The record is from RefSeq and is a predicted model, not a curated record. The coding region runs from base 162 to 941 and encodes 259 amino acids. The transcript has a single exon.